CAUCCCCUUCCUCGUGUACCCCCCUCUCCAUCUUCCUCUCUCUCCUCCAUCCCGUCUCUCUUCCUCUCUGUAGUCUGGUCCAAUAGCCGGUCAAAUAGUCAACCAGUCUUUUCACAGAGACUGAUCACGGACCACAAGACUUAGCCGACUAGCCGACCAACAAGACCUUCCGAACACUAUGCGUCUCCUCAAAUGGGCCUUCCCUCUUUUCCCUCUUAUCUCGGCCUUACCUCAAAUCACCCGACAAGGUAAAUACCUAUUCGAUCCAUCAGGAAACAGAUUUUUCAUCAAGGGAGUGGCAUAUCAACCUCAAGGUACUUUAGCGACUGAUUCUGCGUCUAAUGAGGCAAAUGGAGGGUUUCCAGAACCAUCAUCAUUCAUCGAUCCACUUUCUUCCGCUCAAAAUUGCACAAGAGAUCUACCUUACCUCAAACAACUGGGAGUCAACGCAGUGCGGGUAUAUUCUGUCAAUAGCAGUUUGAAUCAUGAUGAUUGUAUGAAAAUGUUUGAUGAUGCUGGUAUUUAUGUUUUACUCGACGUCUCUCUUCCCCUCAACGGCAGUAUAGACAGAUCUUCCCCUUCAUGGUCUACGAACCUACUGAACGAAUACACAACCACCAUCAAUGCUUUUUUGAAGUACGACAACAUACUGGCUUUCAACAUUGGAAAUGAAGUUAUCAAUCUGGUGUCCAACACCAAUGCUGCUCCCUACGUAAAAGCCGCGGCAAGAGAUAUCAAAGCCUACCUCAGAGGACUCGGCUCAUCUGUUCUUAUUGGAUAUUCAGCCGUGGAUGGGGAUGCCGAUUUCCGGAAUACAUUGGCGGAGUAUAUGUCAUGUGGCGAUGAUUCUAUAUCUGUGGAUAUUUAUGGCCUGAACAACUACGAAUGGUGUGGUAACGAAACCAUCACGUCUUCAAAUUGGAACACUAUCACCUCUGGCUUUUCUUCAUUACCCGUCGUCACUUAUAUGUCCGAAUAUGGCUGUAUAUUCAACCCACCUAGAUUAUGGACCGAAGUGACUGCUUUGUUUGCUUCACCCGUUUCGGAUGUGUUUUCUGGUGGGAUGGCAUUCUCGUAUUUCCCCACUUCGGAUGGGUAUGGGAUGGUGACGAUUGAUGGAAAUAGCGUGACCACAUCAGACGACUUUACCCGCCUUUCAGCCCAGUACAACAAUACCAAACCUCCUACUUCGAUCACCAAAUCUUCCGCUCCAGCCGUCACCACCAUCUCUUGUCCCUCUGAAAAUUCCACCCUGCUGGCAUCUUCUACCCUCCCUCCAACACCCGACGAAGCGGUAUGUGAUUGUCUGAACGCCAACGCUUUCGCAUGUUUGGUGAAACAAUCCAGUGCGAAUUCCCCCACGAUCGUCGGCGCCCUGAUCGAUUACACUUGCUCUUUGUUAGGCGCAAACGGUGGUUCAUGUGAUCCUAUAGGGGGAAAUGGGAGUAGUGGGAUGUAUGGAUCUUUGAGCAUGUGUUCUCCCGCUAUAAAGUUGAGUUAUGCCAUGUCUGCGUAUUAUGGUACGAAUCCGGUGUCUACAAGUUGUGAUUUUGCUGGGAAUGCGACUUUGAGUCCUCAUCCCCCCAACACAGCUCAAGAUGCCUCUACAGCCGCUCAAUCCUGUUUGGCACAACAACCAUCCGGAGGGGUUUACACCAUUUCAGCAUCCAGUAGCGUACCUACCGGAUCAACCACCGCUUCUGGUUCAGGAUCCAGUUCUACCCCAAGUUCAUCUUCCGGUUCUUCAUCAUCUAGUGCUAUCCGUUCAUCAGGAACGGGAUGGACCGUGUUAUUUGGUUUGACGGGUGUAUUACUGGGAGUAGUCCUGGGAGUACGAAUGUGAUCUUUUCGAGUACAACAAAGAAAGACGCCGGGCGGAGAAACAGGUCGGACAAGAUGGACGGGGAUGAGGGUAGGGGAAUGGGGAUGGAAUUGCAGUAGGGGCAACAUUGGGAUAUCGGGGAUCGGAUAACAGGGUAAUGGGGUAAACAGGGGUUAGUUAAUGUUGCAUUUUGAAAAGGACAAUUGCUUGUCAUGAGUAUGAACAUUGUUUAAUCGUCUUAU
Tremella mesenterica DSM 1558 is the source of this 2064-nucleotide messenger RNA. RefSeq lists its product as uncharacterized. The transcript has 9 exons. Gene Ontology annotation, biological process: fungal-type cell wall (1->3)-beta-D-glucan biosynthetic process. The record is from RefSeq and is a predicted model, not a curated record. Gene Ontology annotation, molecular function: 1,3-beta-glucanosyltransferase activity. Gene Ontology annotation, cellular component: cytoplasm; fungal-type cell wall. Lineage: Eukaryota; Fungi; Basidiomycota; Tremellomycetes; Tremellales; Tremellaceae. The coding region runs from base 179 to 1843 and encodes 554 amino acids.